Messenger RNA from Pogona vitticeps (central bearded dragon), 2830 nucleotides. NCBI's taxonomy places the organism in Eukaryota, Metazoa, Chordata, Lepidosauria, Squamata, Agamidae. The record is from RefSeq and is a predicted model, not a curated record.
GUCACUACUUAUUCACGGCCCUCCCUCAGAUCAAAGUACUUUAGGACAUGCCCAACAGGAGAGCAUUUCACUAUAGAGUUUGAGAAUCUGGUGGAAAGUGAUGAGGGUGAAAGUCCAGGAAGCAGCCAAAGACCUUUGACUGAAGAAGAAAUUGCUGCUCUAAGAGAAAGGCACUACAAUUCCAUUGCUGAAAAACAAAGAACAUUAGAUGUUAAACUUCAGUCAGAGUUAGCCAUACAAGAAGAGAAGUUAAGAAUAGAAGAGGAGACUUUAUAUGCUGCACAGCGUGAAGCAGCCAGGGCAGCAAAGCAGAAAAAGCUCUUGGAGCAGCAAAGACAGCAGAGGACAACACAAGGAAGAAAUAUUGAAGACACCCGAAACUCAGUGGCAGAAGAAGAUUAUGAUUCAUAUGUGAGAAAUGUAAAAACGCAAUAUGAAGCUUACCGAAGUAGCAGGCUCUCGUCAGAUGCUACUGUUCUGACACCAAAUACAGAAAGCAGUUGUGACUUAAUGACCAAAACCAAAUCAACAAGUGGAAAUGAUGACAGUAAUUCCUUAGAUUUAGAAUGGGAAGAUGAAGAAGGUAUGAACAGAAUGGUCCCAUUGCGAGAACGUUCCAAAACGGAAGAAGAUAUACUCCGGGCAGCAUUAAAAUUUAGUAGCAAAAAAACUGGAAGUAAUCCAACUUCUGCCUCUGAUGAUUCUAAUGGUUUGGAAUGGGAAAAUGAUUUUGUCAGUGCUGAAAUGGAUGAUAAUGGCAACUCGGAGUAUGCUGGAUUUGUAAAUCCUGUUCUAGAACUGCCUAUCUCAGACAAAAAAAAAUCAGAUGCUGAUCAGCAAGACAGAUAAUGAAAUCAUGUGGAUUUUGGCUGCGUGACCAAAUGGCUGAAUUUUGUGGGAGAAACCUUAAGUUGUUAGUAUUAUUGCAGUCCUCCGCUGCUGUAUGGCCUCUUUUCAAAUAAGGAAGUAGCACAAUGGUAGUACAGUACUUGGUGAACUCAGCUCCAGAUAUCACCUAGCAAAAAAGGAGGGAACCAUGUUAUAAUGUAAAGAACGAGAGUAUGGUUUGCUAUCUGAAUUCAGAAUUGUAAGUGCAAUUUUAUUAUCUGCCUUUGGGAUUUUAUGAAAAUACCUGAGUCAUUCUUUUGCAUCUGUAUUGGGUUUUAGCAUAUAAUUAUCUGCACUAAAUGAAGCAUCAUGGCUUGAUGUUUUAAUUGGUUAUCUUAUUUUAGGGCAUUAAAUAUUGGCAUGGGCAUAAUUUCAGUCACAUAUUAGUUGACAUCUGAACACUUGAAUGAUAGAACUAGGCAGUUGUAUUUUUCUGUUCAACAUGAUGUAGAAAUCACAGUGAAAUUUUACAUACGGAAUUGGCCAUUGUUUCUCCUAUUGUAUUUAUUUAGUUAGGGUUUUUUUAAUGACCAGAUUUCACCACAUAUAUGGUUUUUCUUAUGAUGAACUAUAAAUAGAGAAAUAUAGUAUGAAACAUCUCUCAUUUAAGAUACUGGAAACUAACAUGGAAGUAAAACUUUAGAGGACCAUAGUUUCCAUUUUAAUCCCAACUUGAAAUGCCAAAUGCUGCUAAUGGAAAUAUUUUAGUUGCAUUUUUUAAAAGUUGUACAGAAUUAAUUUUAUUUAAUAGUUGCUAACUUAAUGAUAGCCGACAAUAAUAACUAAAAUCUUUGAAAUAGUGUGGUUUUAUUGGUGGGAGUCAGAAAACAUACUUAUUGUGGCUAUUUUAAUGCAAAUUUCUAUUCCAGUCCAAAUACUGUAUAUCAUUCCUAUAUAUAUGAAUCAUUCCAUUCAUUUGCUAAUUAAGAUUAGCUAUAAAAGCUAUAACUUGAUCAGUUUUAAUUACUUCUGGAAGAUUAUGCAGGAUGUUGGUGGUGCCCAAAUAUUUUCAUUCUUGCAUGUAAGAAUGAAGCUGUGCAGAUAUGCACAAGCAGGACCAUGGCUCUUGGCAGUAGCAGUGGCUACAAUAUCAAAGAAAAACAAAACAACAGCCACAGCAAAUAACUGCAAUAGAGCUGUAUUUCCUGCUGAAGCUUUGCUUCCAACAGCAAUGCUGUCCAUUAUAGUGGCUGAAACACAUCAGCUGAAGUUUGUGCUCUGUAUUCAAAUGUGAUUCCUGCCUCUGUCCCCCUACUGCAGGGGUGGGCAGCUGCAGCCCUGCAUAAAUUUUUGAACUUCUCUAAUCCUUCAUUAGCUAUGUUGGCUAAGAUUGAUGGGUCAGAGAACAUUGGAGGAGUAGGGUUUCUCUAUUGCUCUGUAACAGGCCUUCAUUACUAUUCAAUUAUGAGUCAGUAAAUACCUUUUUUGUAUGUAUUUGUUUACCUUUUCUUGCUCCCGUGAUCCUGAUUAAUUUAUAGAACUUUAUUUGAGACUCAGAGCAUUUACUUUUUAGGCACACUCUUCACUUCCCCCUGUAAUAUAUUAUGGAGGUUCAGUGGUCAGUGGCAGUAAAUAAUUAUGAAAUAUUUGUAGAGUUACCCAUGUGUGCCAGGAUCACUUUAGACCGAUUUCUUUCCUGUGUGCCUUUAUGUUUUAAAAAGAAAGACAGCUAUUGAUCAUCAUACUUUUUUUCAUGUAUGGCAUUUCUCAAACAGAAAUUUUGUUGCUAAAUAUAUUUACUUGUGGAGUUCUGCAUUUUCAAUGCCUGUAAUAUGCUUUAUUAUAAGAGAUUUGUACACUUCAGAUGUAUAUUUUUGGUUUGACAUAACCUGUUGUGUCUGUUCCUUUUAGCUGUGUUUGGUUCCAAAGUUUAAAUUUCUCAAGCUGUGAAUAAAUUUUUUACACAUAUGAAGUAACUUAAGGUUACUGUGUAUCCACUAUA